CCGGAAGUGAAGCGUGAGGGAGGCGCCGUGAGGGGGGGGGGGCAGCGGCGGCGAGAUGGAGUUCCCCGGAGGCAGCGACAAUUACUUGGCCAUCACCGGCACCUCCCACCCCUUCCUCAGCGGGGCCGAGACGUUCCACACGCCCAGCCUGGGCGACGAGGAGUUCGAGAUCCCGCCCAUCCCGCUGGACUCGGACCCGUCCCUGGCCGUGGUGGGACACUUCGAGGACCUGCCUGAGCCCGGCGCGACCCCCGAGGCCGCCUUCGCGCCCCCCGGCUACGGCGUCGGCGCGCUGGAGCUGCCCGUGGCCGUGGGGCUGCCCCCCGGCAUCAUCGAGCAGCCCGGGGGGCUCCUCAACAUGUCCCUAAAUGGGGCUGGGAAUGGUCCCAAAAUGUGGGAAUUUAACCCCAAAAUGGGGGGAUUUAACCCCAAAAUGGGGCUGGAGCUGCCCGUGGCCGUGGGGCUGCCCCCCGGCAUCAUCGAGCAGCCCGGGGGGCUCCUCAACAUGGAGCUGGACCCCCCCAUGGCCUCGCAGUUCGCCCCCAGCGCCCCGGUGACCAUCGAGGUGCCCCUGGGCGCCCUGAGCCCGGCGGCGCUGCUGGGGGCGGCCGGAGCGCUGACCACACCACUGACCACGCCGCUGACCACUCAACUGACCACCCAACUGACCACCCAACUGACCACGCCGCUGACCACGCCCCUGACCACCAUCGACCAAUCGGAGCUCAGCUCGCAGCUGGGGCUGGGGCUGGGCGGGGCCUCGGCCACGCCCUCACCUGGCCACGCCCCUCCUGGCCCCGCCCCCGCGGCCACGCCCAGCCCCGAGCACGGCCUCAGCCCCGCCCCCGCCGCCGCCGGGUCCCCCGCCGGGUCCCCGCAGGACGAGGAGGCCGAGGAGUUCCGCAGGCCAUCGACAGCCGCCCCGUCCCCACCGUCGUCGGUCACACCGAGCUCGGUUUCGGUGCCGGUGCCGGUGCCGGUGCCGCCGGAGGCGCCGCGGCGGCCGAAGCCGCCCAAGGAGGCCAAGAAGGAGUUUUGGGGCGAAACAUCCGAAUUUCCUCCCAAAACCCAAAAUUCUGUCCCAAAAUCCUUCCAAAAUUUGCCAUUUUUGGGAUCCAAACUUGGAAUUUCCUCCCGAAACCUUCUGAGAUCCCAAAAACCUCUGGAGAUUCGGGAUUUUUCCAUCGACAGCUGCCCCAUCCCCGCCGUCGGUCACACCGAGCUCGGUUUCGCCCUCGGCCCCCGCCCCAUCCCCACCAUCGUCGGUCACACCGAGCUCGGUUUCGGUGCCGGUGUCGGCACCCCCGGAGGCGCCGCGGCGGCCGAAGCCGCCCAAGAAGGCCAAGAAGAACCCUCAGCCCCCGCCCCGUCCCCACCAUCCGCGGCGCCGAGCUCGGUUUCGGUGCCGGUGCCGGUGCCGGUGCCCCCGGAGGCGCCGCGGCGGCCGAAGCCGCCCAAGAAGGCCAAGAAGAAGAAGGAUCCCAACGAGCCGCAGAAACCCGUGUCGGCCUACGCGCUCUUCUUCCGCGACACGCAGGCCGCCAUCAAGGGCCAGAACCCCAACGCCACCUUCGGAGAGGUCUCCAAGAUCGUGGCCUCCAUGUGGGACUCCCUGGGAGAGGAGCAGAAGCAGGUGUACAAGCGCAAGACGGAGGCGGCCAAGAAGGAAUACCUGAAAGCUCUGACGGCCUACAAAGCCACCCUGGUAACCCAAAAAUACCCCAAAAUACCCCAAAAAUAUCCCCAAAAUAUCCCCAAAAACCCCCAAAAAAUUCAUCAAAGAAUGCCCCACCGCAGCCCCUCCCCCCAAGCCCCGCCCCCGCCCCCUCCCCCCCUGCAGCCCAUGCGGGGGCCCCCCCCCCUGCAGAUCAAGGUGCUGCCCCUCCCCCCGCUGCACGCGCUGCCCCUCCCCCACCCCGCACCCUCCCCCACCCCCACCCCCCCACAGAGGGGGGAGGGGCGGCCCCAGCCCGAGGAGGAGGAGGAGAUGGAGGAGGAGGAGGAGGAAGAGAUGGGGGCGGAGCCGGUGGUGGUGCCGCAGGUGCCGUCGCCGCCGCGCCUGGAGCUGGUGGCCGUGGCGGAGUCGCCGCCGGGCGCGGCCGAGUGGCCGCGGGGUCGGUGCGUCCGCGCCGGCUGCGAGAACGCGCCCGUGGCCAGCGGCGACUGGGACGAGGAGUUCUGCAGCAGCGAGUGCCUGGUGCGCCACUGCCGGGACGUGUUCCUGGCCUGGCUGGCCGCCCGCAGCGCCGGCAGCAGCAGCAGCAACGUCGUCUUCGUCAAGUGAGACCCCCCAAAUUUUGGGGCAAUUUUGGGGCUUUUUGGGUCGCUUCGGGCGCAUUAAAAAUCUCGCUGGGAUCUCUGCA
Molecule: messenger RNA, 2363 nt
Organism: Taeniopygia guttata (zebra finch)
Lineage: Eukaryota; Metazoa; Chordata; Aves; Passeriformes; Estrildidae
Source: RefSeq, a predicted model, not a curated record